UCCGUGCCCAUUCUCCUGGCGGCGGUUGGUGGGUCCGCAGCUGAGAGUCGGCGGCUGCGCGUUUACCUGUCUCCCCUGGAACUCCUCGCACUGGCCCACCUCAUCCCGACGCUGGCCUCACGGACCGGGGCGCCGGCCCGAGCGCUGCCUCGGAUUAGGUGUCGGUCGAAGUCGGCACGCCCCAGCUUGUCUCCCCGCGGCUCGGCCAGGUCCGGACUGCUGUCGCCUCGUCGCCAUGGCGCCCACCAUCCAGACCCAGGCACAGCGGGAAGAUGGCCACAGGCCCAAUUCCCAUCGGACUCUGCCUGAGAGGUGCUCCUAUGUUGGAUCUGGAGUGGUCUGCCGAGUCAAGUACUGCAAUAGCCUCCCUGACAUCCCCUUCGACCCCAAGUUUAUUACCUACCCUUUCGACCAGAACAGGUUUGUUCAGUACAAAGCAACUUCCUUGGAAAAACAGCACAAACAUGACCUCCUGACUGAGCCAGACCUGGGGGUCACCAUUGACCUCAUCAACCCUGACACCUACCGCAUUGACCCCAAUGUACUCUUAGAUCCAGCUGAUGAGAAGCUUCUGGAAGAAGAGAUUCAGGCCCCCACUAGCUCCAAGAGGUCUCAGCAGCAUGCAAAGGUGGUGCCAUGGAUGCGGAAGACAGAGUAUAUCUCCACUGAGUUCAACCGUUACGGCAUCUCCAAUGAGAAGCCUGAGGUGAAGAUUGGGGUUUCUGUAAAACAGCAGUUCACUGAGGAAGAAAUUUACAAAGAUAGGGAUAGCCAGAUAACAGCCAUUGAGAAGACUUUUGAGGAUGCCCAGAAGUCGAUCUCCCAGCAUUACAGCAAGCCCCGAGUGACACCGGUGGAGGUCAUGCCCGUCUUCCCAGACUUUAAGAUGUGGAUUAAUCCAUGUGCUCAGGUAAUCUUUGACUCAGACCCAGCCCCCAAGGACACGAGUGGUGCAGCUGCAUUGGAGAUGAUGUCUCAAGCCAUGAUCAGGGGCAUGAUGGAUGAGGAAGGAAACCAGUUUGUGGCCUACUUCCUGCCUGUGGAAGAGACAUUGAAGAAACGAAAGCGGGACCAGGAAGAGGAAAUGGACUAUGCACCGGAUGAUGUAUAUGACUACAAGAUUGCUCGGGAAUACAACUGGAAUGUGAAGAACAAAGCUAGCAAGGGUUAUGAGGAAAACUACUUCUUCAUCUUCCGAGAGGGUGAUGGAGUUUACUACAAUGAGUUGGAGACCAGGGUCCGCCUAAGUAAGCGCAGGGCCAAGGCUGGGGUUCAGUCGGGUACCAAUGCCCUGCUUGUGGUCAAACACCGGGACAUGAAUGAGAAGGAAUUAGAAGCCCAGGAGGCACGGAAGGCCCAGCUGGAGAACCAUGAACCCGAGGAAGAGGAGGAAGAGGAAAUGGAGACAGAAGAGAAAGAAGCUGGGGGCUCAGAUGAGGAGCAAGAGAAGGACAGCAGCAGUGAGAAAGAAGGCAGUGAGGAUGAGCGCUCAGGCAGUGAGAGUGAGCGGGAAGAGGGUGACAGGGAUGAAGCAAGUGACAAGAGUGGUAGCGGCGAGGAGAGCAGUGAGGAUGAGGCCCGAGCUGCCCGGGACAAAGAGGAGAUCUUCGGCAGUGAUGCGGAUUCAGAGGACGCCGACUCUGAUGACGAAGACAGAGGACGGGCCCAUGGCAGUGACAAUGAUUCAGAGAGUGGCAGCGAUGGAGGUGACCACCGGAGCCCCAGUCCCAGCCGCAGCCCCAGUGGCAGCGCCAGUCCCUUCCCCAGUGGCAGUGAGCACUCAGCCCAGGAGGAUGGCAGCGAAGCCCCAGCUUCUGAUUCCAGCGAAGCAGACAGUGACAGUGACUGAGUCCUUUCAGGGCUGGCGCAGACAUGAUUAUUAUGUGCAGGAAGGCACUUUUCUGUGGUGUAUUUGUGAGCCUUUCACUGUUUCCCUUCCCUCCUCCAACCCUUUGCUGUUAAUAAAACCAGUUUCUCCCCUU
This is a messenger RNA of Myotis lucifugus (little brown bat), 1982 nucleotides long. It is a transcript of the gene PAF1, whose product is annotated as PAF1 homolog, Paf1/RNA polymerase II complex component. Gene Ontology annotation, cellular component: Cdc73/Paf1 complex. NCBI's taxonomy places the organism in Eukaryota, Metazoa, Chordata, Mammalia, Chiroptera, Vespertilionidae. The transcript is spliced from 15 exons. Bases 236 to 1849 code for a protein of 537 amino acids. The record is from RefSeq and is a predicted model, not a curated record. Gene Ontology annotation, biological process: transcription elongation by RNA polymerase II. Gene Ontology annotation, molecular function: RNA polymerase II complex binding; chromatin binding.